CGAUGUCUAUUGGCUGGGUAAAUGCACAGUCACUAAUGAGAACAAAGUCUCCAGUCAUCAGUGCAUCGCCUUUCUUCCUUUUCAAUGAGAACAAAUCCCUAAUCUCUUCUCUAUUAACCAACCAGCAACCAUAAAAGUGGCGACGAUCAGUUCAGUCUUCACUCCAGUCAUCAGUGCUCACGGCCGAGUAUUUAAUCGGUUCAUUUGUCGGUGAGAAGACGUUUCCUAUAGAUUCUCUCCAUGAAACCUGCAAUCUCUUCGGCAUCUGGCGAAGAUUUUGAUUCACUUAUCAUGGUGUUUGCAAGAGUGUGUUUCGAAUUCUGCUGCACCUUCGGAGGUUUAUGCGAAGGCUGUUAAUGCAGUUCACAUUUCAUCUGUUUUUUUGAAGUACUUAAUUGAAAAUGCUCAAAGCAAUAAUAGCAUCGAGGAGUUGUAUUUGUCAUUGAAUGUAAGCGAACCAGCACCUAAUGAUUUCAACACAGGUAUUUCAUUGCAAGUGCGGAUCAAAACAUCGAAAAUCUUGUCAUGCAUAGUGUACUUUUGUUCCAUGCUCUGUUGAAGUAAGUUCAAACACAUACCUUCUGGCUUCUACAUCACGAGUUGCUCAAUUUCAUGCUUAUUGUAAUGUCAACCCAACUUCUCUACUGACCAUCUCUUGGACCAAGUGACACAAACCCUUUUAUUGAUGCAGCCAUGGUUCAGGUUUUACUGAAUUCUAGCAAAACUAGCUUCUGCAAUUCAGCUUCUUUGGCUGCAACCUCACCGCUGUUUAAAUUUCAAAUCUUAACUUCAAAUUACAGACGAUUUACUGCUAUAGCGGGUGAGAUUCCAAUGAGGAGUUACCAAGUUGUGGUGGCUGCUACUCGAGAUAUGGGGAUUGGAAAGGAUGGAAAGUUACCUUGGAGAUUGCCUUGUGAUCUCAAGUUUUUCAAGGAGAUUACACUGGCCACAUCGGAUCCUGGGAAACAAAAUGCAAUUUUGAUGGGUAGGAAAACAUGGGAAAGUAUUCCUAUCAAGUACCGACCUCUUCCGGGUCGAUUGAAUGUGGUCCUGACUCGGAGUUUUGAGAUUGAAGAUGAAGAAAAUGUUAUUACAUGUGGGAGCAUUUCCUCAGCUUUGGAAUUGUUAGCUGAAGCUCCCUAUUGUUUCUCAAUUGAUAAGGUUUUUGUCAUAGGAGGUGGCCAGAUAUUGAGGGAAACACUUAAUGGUCCAGGAUGUGAUGCCAUCCAUGUUACGGAGAUUGAGACGAGUGUUGAAUGUGAUACGUUCAUUCCAAGUAUUGAUUUUUCUAAGUUUCAGCCUUGGUAUUCGUCUCCACCAUUGGUUGAAAAUGGCAUUCGAUAUUCUUUUGUAACUUAUGUUCAUGUGAGGAACUCUGAGAAUGAAACUAUUGCUGGAAAGACUGGUGGAAAGUGUAAUGACGGUAAAUCGAAUUCUAAUAGGUUUGAGGUAAAGGAUUUCUCAUUUCUUCCGAAGAUGAUUUUUGAGAAACGUGAUGAGUACAUGCAUCAUACAAGCAGUACAAAAUAGUUUAUUUACAGAUCCAAUUUAUUGCAGGAAGCUAUAUUGAAGUUCCAAGUUCUCUGAGAUAUGUCAGUUGUAAUAUUUUAAAGAUAUUAAUGUUUUGUUGCAGUUGAUAGUUUGACUGCUGAUUGGUUUGAUUAAUGAAACUAUUUCGUUCAUAAAAAAGAAAUGUAUGUAAGACUGGCUGAAGAAAUUAUCUCUAGUGGCAGAUGACAAGGCAGGAUGAUUAACCUGUCAAAUCUUAACCACCUUCAAUGUAUCCUUCUGGUUUUCGUUUUCA
Messenger RNA from Populus trichocarpa (black cottonwood), 1804 nucleotides. RefSeq names its product bifunctional dihydrofolate reductase-thymidylate synthase. Lineage: Eukaryota; Viridiplantae; Streptophyta; Magnoliopsida; Malpighiales; Salicaceae. Gene Ontology annotation, biological process: tetrahydrofolate biosynthetic process; folic acid metabolic process; dihydrofolate metabolic process. The transcript is spliced from 5 exons. The record is from RefSeq and is a predicted model, not a curated record. Gene Ontology annotation, molecular function: NADP binding; dihydrofolate reductase activity. Gene Ontology annotation, cellular component: mitochondrion. Bases 694 to 1530 code for a protein of 278 amino acids.